UCCCGUUUUGAUGCCACAUUUCAAUGGAUGUUGACGAGACGAUGUUGACAUGUCACAAAACUUAGAUAACAUUCGCGAUAAUUAGAGCUUCGUGCUUUUGUAAAGGCCAUUAAAAAUAGUCAUUACCAAUAAUGUAUUGUGAACACAAGGUGGUUUUUGGAUUAAGACCUGAAGUAGUGCUAAGUUAAUAAACUCCAACUUUUGAGAUCAGAGAGGCAUUUUGUGGUGAUAAUGAAACUAGUACCGUUAAAUUACCCUGAAUUAAAAUAUAAGUUAUCGUAAAGAACGGUGAAAAUUACAAAAUAAUGGACUACGAAUAUAUGCCCUUUCAUAGGGAAAAGGACAUCCAUAAUCGAUGCUGUGGAGGAAAAUUUUGGUGCAUUAAGGAUAUAUGUGGAAUCAUUUGUGCAGUACUUACAUGGCUGUUGAUAAUAUAUGCCGAAUUUGUAGUUAUGGCAGUUAUUUUAAUCCCUACUAUAAAUACCUUUUAUUCAAGUUUCAACAUGGCUAUAUUUCAAGGCUUGGCUUUUCUAGCCUUUACCUCGCAUCUGAGAACAAUGUUUACUGAUCCAGGAGCAGUUCCAAAGGGGAAUGCAACGAAAGAGAUGAUUCAACAAAUGGGAUUCCGGGAAGGCCAAGUAAUUUUUAAGUGUCCAAAGUGCUGUUCGAUCAAACCUGAUAGAGCGCAUCACUGCUCUGUUUGCCAAAGAUGUAUUAGAAAAAUGGAUCAUCACUGUCCGUGGGUCAACAACUGUGUAGGAGAAAACAACCAAAAAUACUUUGUUCUUUUUACGUUUUACAUCGCGGGAAUCUCGCUACAGUCGUUGGUUCUUUGCAUUCAUCAAUUUACGACCUGCGUGAGACAAGAAUGGAGAGAAUGUUCAACAUUCAGUCCUCCAGCGACAGUGGUGCUCCUGUUGUUCUUGACAAUUGAAGCACUAUUGUUUGCGAUUUUUACUGCCGUUAUGUUGGGAACCCAAUUGCAGGCCAUUUGGAAUGACGAGACGGGGAUUGAACAAUUGAAAAAAGAGGAAGCUCGGUGGGUUCGCAACAGCAGAUGGAAAUCGAUACAAGCCGUUUUCGGAAGAUUUUCCGUCGCCUGGUUCUCACCUUUCACCUCACCGCCAAACAAGUCGAAACUAGAUGCGUAUUUAUACUCGGUUUAAAUUAUUAAUUUAAUUCUUCAUUCAUGAAUCGAUGGAACAAGUGUGCUAAAUUAAAAUCCACAUGAUACACAAAUAAUGUGUGGAUUUUAUAGGUAGGAUAAAUGUGCAAUCGUGAAUAUUGAAUGCGUAAUCAUUAAUUUAUACCUUGGCCAAGUCGCAAGGGUCAAGUAUUUCAAAGAUACUUGUAUAUUAGAUCGAAAUAGUUAAUUAUUUCUU
This is a messenger RNA of Belonocnema kinseyi, 1382 nucleotides long. RefSeq names its product palmitoyltransferase ZDHHC3. Bases 306 to 1166 code for a protein of 286 amino acids. The transcript is spliced from 6 exons. Lineage: Eukaryota; Metazoa; Arthropoda; Insecta; Hymenoptera; Cynipidae. Gene Ontology annotation, biological process: peptidyl-L-cysteine S-palmitoylation; protein targeting to membrane. The record is from RefSeq and is a predicted model, not a curated record. Gene Ontology annotation, molecular function: protein-cysteine S-palmitoyltransferase activity. Gene Ontology annotation, cellular component: Golgi apparatus; endoplasmic reticulum.